AUGGAUGAGAGCAGAGGGCGACACCCCCGCCCGCCUCCCCUCCCCUCUCCCCCUCCCCUCGGCGGCCCGGCCCGGCCCCCCCGCGGCGGGGCGGCUCCGAGCGCGGCUGCACUCCGCCGCGCCGAGCCAGCGAGCGGGCGGGCGGGCGGCAGCUCUCGCCGGGCGCCGGAGCCCACGGGCGGCGGAGGGCGCGGGCCGGGACCGGGGCCGGCCGCGGCGGGAUCGCGGCGAGUUGGCGGCGGCCAGAGCUCGCCGGAAAGUUGGUGCCGGCUGAGCCGGAGGCGCCCGCUCGCCAUGCAGAGACCCGGCGGCCAGGGGACCGCUUUCUCCAUCGACUCGCUCAUCGGGACGCCGCCGCCGCGCUCCGGGCACCUGCUCUACACCGGGUACCCCAUGUUCAUGCCGUACCGGCCGCUGGUGCUCCCGCAGGCGCUGUCCCACGCCCCGCUGCAGUCGGGGCUGCCGCCGCUGGCCCCGCUCGCUUCCUUCGCCGGCCGCCUCACCAACACCUUCUGCGCCAGCCUGGGCCAGGCCGUGCCCUCCAUGGUGGCGCUCACCACCGCGCUGCCCAGCUUCUCCGAGUCCCCCGACGGCUUCUACCCUCCGCAGGAGCUGCCCCCGCCGCGCGCCACCCCCGACGGCGGCUGCCGGCGCGGCACCGACGGGCUGGAGGCGGAGGAGCUGCCCCCGGGCCGCGACAAGGGGCCGCCCGAGCCGCCGCUGCACUUCCCGGAGCCCUUCCCCGGCCUCGCAGACGGCAAGGCGUACAGCUCAGACGAGGAGAAGCUGGAGGUGAAGUCGGCGGCGACGCCGUGCAGCGAGCGGGAGGAGGAGAGCUCGGCGGGCGAGAGCGAGGAGGAGCCGUUCCUGGACGGGGCGAGCGCCGGCACCGCGCUGGGAGCCAAGGGCAAGGGCAAGGGCGGCCCCGCCGCCGAGCAGCCCCCGCCGGGCUCCGGGGCCGGCAAGAGCCGCCGGCGCCGUACGGCCUUCACCAGCGAGCAGCUGCUGGAGCUGGAGAAGGAGUUCCACUGCAAGAAGUACCUGAGCCUGACGGAGCGCUCGCAGAUCGCGCACGCCCUGAAGCUGAGCGAGGUGCAGGUGAAGAUCUGGUUCCAGAACCGCCGCGCCAAGUGGAAACGCAUCAAGGCUGGCAAUGUCAGCAACCGCUCGGGAGAGCCCGUCCGCAACCCCAAAAUCGUGGUGCCCAUCCCGGUGCACGUCAAUCGCUUCGCCGUGCGCAGCCAGCACCAGCAGAUCGAGCAGGGCGCCCGGCCCUGAGGACCCUGGGGCGGGGGCCGAGCACCCGCUGCCCCUCCUGUGUACAUGUCCCUUAUUUAUUCCGUGUAAACUCUGUACAUACGGCAGCGUGUCCUUCUGUCCGUGCCAUGGGCAAUGCGGCCGCCUGGCCCUGGCGCCCUGGCCGCCCGCUGGGCCGGGCCGAGCCGGGCCGGGCCGGGCCGGGCCCGCGCUGCCGCCGGCGCCCGCCCGUGUAUAGCUGU
Messenger RNA from Oenanthe melanoleuca, 1499 nucleotides. RefSeq names its product gastrulation brain homeobox 1 (gene GBX1). Gene Ontology annotation, molecular function: DNA-binding transcription factor activity, RNA polymerase II-specific; RNA polymerase II transcription regulatory region sequence-specific DNA binding. Gene Ontology annotation, biological process: regulation of nervous system development; regulation of transcription by RNA polymerase II. The record is from RefSeq and is a predicted model, not a curated record. Lineage: Eukaryota; Metazoa; Chordata; Aves; Passeriformes; Muscicapidae. Gene Ontology annotation, cellular component: nucleus.